GGACGUUCAUUGAUUAUUAAAGGAAAACAAAUGGAGAUAAAAUUCUACUACCUUCCCACCUGCAUGAAGAAACACUGUUGAUGAAAAGCUUUUAUUAAAGAGAUCCAAAUACCAUAAUGGUAAAAAGAUUCCUACAUGAUCUCAAGGCAUACAGGAACUGCAAAUUCUUUCAUUUGCAAUGUAUAUAGUGUCCUGUAAAAAAAAUAUAUACAAAAUUUACUAUUUGUACUGUUAUAUUUGAGUCAAUUUUAAGUCUAAUUAAUUUGACUUCUAAAGAAUUUUGACUUCCUAUGCAAAAGUGUGCAUCUUUCUCCACGUCAAGCAAAAUGUUUACUAUGAACUUACUUGGAAACAAGCAAAAAUCUCAUUUUUUUGGCAUUACCACCAAACUGUGAGUACUAACACCUUUUCUGCAGAUAUUUUAACCAUGGAAACUUAUUCUGCCUCCCUGUCACCUGUUAUAUGUAACAGCACAACUUUUAGCCUAAAUGGAUCCCAUUUGUGUAAUGAAAGCCUGUCCUCUAGAUUAGCCGAUAAAUCAGAACACCAACAAUACGUUAUUGGUCUUUUCCUAUCGUGUCUUUACACAAUAUUUCUUUUUCCUAUUGGCUUUGUAGGAAACAUUCUGAUACUGGUUGUCAACAUAAGCUUUCGUGAAAAAAUGACUAUUCCAGACCUUUACUUCAUAAAUCUUGCCGUAGCCGACCUGAUCUUAGUUGCCGACUCGCUCAUUGAGGUUUUUAAUCUAGAUGAAAAGUAUUAUGAUAUCACUAUUAUUUGUACCUUUAUGUCGUUGUUCCUUCAGAUCAACAUGUAUAGCAGCAUUUUCUUUCUGACAUGGAUGAGUUUUGACAGAUACAUAGCACUGGCAAAAGUGAUGAGGUCCAAUAUAUUUCGCACAAUGCAACACGCCAGGUUAAGCUGCGGGCUCAUAUGGAUGGCGUCUAUCUCCGCGGCACUCGUGCCAUUCACAGCCGUGCACUUGCAGCACACCGGAGAGGUCUAUUUCUGUUUUGCAGAUGUAAAAGAAAUCCAGUGGCUAGAAAUAACCUUGGGGUUUAUUAUCCCCUUCGUGAUCAUCGGUCUUUGCUACUCGUUAAUUGUUCGAGUUCUCAUAAAAGCACACAAGCACAGGAGUCUUCGUCUGCGGCGACAAAAGGCUCUUCGAAUGAUUUUUGUUGUUGUCCUGGUUUUCUUUAUCUGCUGGCUACCCGAAAAUGUCUUUAUUAGUGUUCAGCUUCUCCAAAAGAAAAGCGAGCCGGUCUCUUCAAGCAGCCCAUCCUUCAGGCACGAUUAUCCUUUAACGGGACACAUUGUGAACCUGGCAGCUUUCUCUAACAGCUGCUUGAACCCCCUAAUUUACAGUUUUCUAGGGGAAACCUUCAGAGACAAACUACGACUGUAUAUCGAACAGAAAACAAAAAUGUCAACAUUGCAUCGCUUUUGUCAGGCUGCCUUAACAUCUGUCGUUCCCGACAGUAACGAGCAAUCAGAAGUUUGAUUUAG
This is a messenger RNA of Apaloderma vittatum (bar-tailed trogon), 1506 nucleotides long. RefSeq names its product G protein-coupled estrogen receptor 1 (gene GPER1). Gene Ontology annotation, cellular component: membrane. Gene Ontology annotation, biological process: G protein-coupled receptor signaling pathway. The record is from RefSeq and is a predicted model, not a curated record. The transcript has a single exon. Bases 428 to 1501 code for a protein of 357 amino acids. NCBI's taxonomy places the organism in Eukaryota, Metazoa, Chordata, Aves, Trogoniformes, Trogonidae. Gene Ontology annotation, molecular function: G protein-coupled receptor activity.